CUUACGUUGAAGAUUGCUAGCAUUCUCUCACAUAUUCGAUUUAAUAAAUAUUCUUCCCUUUCCUAUGAAAAGAAGUCACCUUAAGGUUCCUCUUGCAUGCUAACAUAUAUACUUCUAUGGUCUUCUGUCUUUUUCAAGCUUGUAAAACUUCGUUGUCAUGUCUCGUUAACUAAGGUGAUCAACAUAUCCAGAAGGAGAUCAUGGAAGAAGAUCAUUCCAAGAAGCAAGAGAGUGGAGGUCAAAUCGCGCUUGAAAUCUCAGAGUUAGAACCAGCUGAAGACCUAACUAUUUCCAUAAGAGAGAAAUUAGAGGCCCUUUCUUUUCCAUGUAGUAUCUUCCAUGUCCCUGACCAGCUUUUUAGCCAAGGAGCACAUGUAUAUUAUUACCCUAAGACAGUCUCAAUUGGUCCGUACCAUCAUGGUAAAAUCCAUCUACUACACAUGGAAAAUCGAAAGUGGGAUUACCUGAAUGCCCUCCUAAGUCGAAAACAUACCUCACACUCUAUCUUAGAUCCAUGUGUUAAGGUUUUAAAGGAGUUGGAACCCAAAAUUAGAGCAUCUUACCAGGGAAACUGUUCUAUAGAAAGCGACGAGUUCAUAAGAAUGAUUCUUCUUGAUGCUUGUUUUAUCAUUGAACUCUUCUUAAGGUAUACUAUCAAAGGCUUAAGGAGGAGGGAUGAUCCAUUGUUUAGAUCACCGGAAAAGUUUCAUAUACUGAGGAAUGACUUGACCUUGUUAGAGAACCAAAUCCCAUUUUUUGUCCUUCAAAAGAUUUAUAACCUUGUCCCUAUUCAUAAGGAAUUUGAUAGAUCAUUUUCUGAGCUCAGUUUACGGUUUUUCAAACUUCUGAUACCCACAGAGGUACAAUUGUUACAAGAAAAAUAUAGCUUUGAAGGUAGCCUACAUUUGCUUGAUUUGAUAUGGAAAUCUUACCUCCCUUCUUUUUCUAAAGUCCCAAAGGGUAGAGGUAAUGGCUCUGGCCGGAAACUGCAUAGCGCGUCUACACUUCAAGAAAUAGGAAUCAAGGUGAAAGCAGUACAAGCAGAGAGUAUUCUGGAUGUAAAAUUUGGAAAUGGAGUACUUUUCAUACCAAGUUUGCACAUUCAUGGUUACAUGGAAGCUUUAUUUCUGAACCUCAUAGCAAUGGAACAUUGUCAUAGUGAGAAGAUGAAGCAUAUUACUUCCUAUGUCUUCUUAAUGAAAGGCCUAAUUGUUUCACAGAAAGAUGUGAGAUUAUUCUUUCGACGGCGUAUUUUCAUAAGCUGUGUAGGGAAAAGGGAAGAACUAGUUGAUCUGUUCAAGAAUUUGUGUGGAAAUGUAGACUUGGAUAAGUUCUACUAUGAGGGAAUGUGGGAGCAACUUAUGGGGUAUGGAAGAACUAGGUGGGAGGUUUGGUAUUAUAAAUUGAAGCGCAAGUAUGAGCUUAUUAAAUGUGGUGUUUCAAGAGCUACGUUGGGAGUUUCAUUUUUAGUUGUUGUGCUUAUUGGGAUUUUGGUUACUGUACUUUAUUUUUUUAUUUCUCGUCACCAUUAAAGAAUUUGUCGAAUAAAAGUAAUUGUACGUAUUAUAAACAAAUUAUAUGGGGAAAUUGCAUAUAGUAAUUUUUUUUUUUUUU
This is a messenger RNA of Spinacia oleracea (spinach), 1614 nucleotides long. Its product is annotated as UPF0481 protein At3g47200. Bases 201 to 1532 code for a protein of 443 amino acids. The record is from RefSeq and is a predicted model, not a curated record. Lineage: Eukaryota; Viridiplantae; Streptophyta; Magnoliopsida; Caryophyllales; Amaranthaceae. The transcript has 3 exons.